AUGGUCUUGACAAAUAACAUCACCUCUGUUAUCCUUCUGGGAAUUCCUAAUCUUCAAAACUUCACAUUUCUGUUCUUCUCUCUACUAGUUUUUAUAUACUGUGCAACCAUUUCUGGAAACCUUCUCAUCUUGUUCUUGUAUUUAGUGAGUAAAUCCCUUCGAUCGCCCAUGUACUUCUUCAUUACACAGCUUUCACUCUGUGACCUCCUGCUCUCUACAGAUAUUGUCCCCAUGCUUCUUCAUACCAUUCUGUAUGGGGGGACCACUAUGACUCUUCCCAGCUGCAUCAUCCAGUUUGUUUUCUUUGUCAUCUCAGAGUCCUCGGAAUGUCUUCUUCUGUCAGUGAUGUCCUAUGAUCGGUAUCUGGCCAUCUGUAACCCCCUUCGUUAUAUCUCCAUCAUGAAUAAUAUGUUUUGUGUGACAUCAGUAGAUAUCAUUUGGUCGGUUGGCUUUAUAGUGACAUUGUAUUAUGCAAUUUCAAUAAAUAAUUUGUAUUUCUGUGGACCACACGUUAUUGACCAUUUCUACUGCGAUAUUGAACCUAUCCUGCAGCUCUCUUGCUCUGAUACAUCCAUAAUUCACAUCCGACUUCUUAUACUGAGUUUUUUCUUUGCAAUCUUACCUUUUAUAAUCAUUGUGAUGUCCUAUGUCUACAUUGUCAUCGCCAUCCUGAAGAUUCAAUCCAAUACCGGAAGACAUAAAGCCUUCUCCACUUGUAGCUCCCACCUCAUUGUGGUUUCCUUAUUUUAUGGGACAAUAAUCAUUGUUUAUAUGUUUCCUAGAAAAGGACAAUCUCUGCUCCUGAGUAAGGUCUUGUCUCUGAUGUAUACUGUGCUGGCCCCACUGCUCAAUCCUAUCAUAUACACCCUGAGGAACAAAGACUUCAAAGAAUCUUUUCAGAAGGUUAAGUAUGUUAUAAAAGAGUCCAUUCACAGUAUGUUUUCAGUGUAA
This is a messenger RNA of Bufo bufo (common toad), 951 nucleotides long. RefSeq names its product olfactory receptor 472-like. The transcript has a single exon. The coding region runs from base 1 to 951 and encodes 316 amino acids. The record is from RefSeq and is a predicted model, not a curated record. NCBI's taxonomy places the organism in Eukaryota, Metazoa, Chordata, Amphibia, Anura, Bufonidae. Gene Ontology annotation, cellular component: membrane. Gene Ontology annotation, biological process: G protein-coupled receptor signaling pathway. Gene Ontology annotation, molecular function: G protein-coupled receptor activity; olfactory receptor activity.